AUGCACAUUGCGAUGCGCGCGACGACGCGGUGCGCGCGCGCGCUGCGCUCGCGCGCGAAUCGUCGGCGCGCGCGGCCGUCGCACGCGCGCGGGGCGGGAAGCGCGCGAACGCGCGCGAGCACGGCCGCGGACGAGGUGUACAGAGUGAUGUCGGCGAAUCAAGAGGUGGCGGUCGUGGCGGUCGUGGGCACGUCGCUCGUGCGAGAGGGCGCGAGACGACACGAGACGGCGCCGACGGCGACGGCGGCGAUGGGACGGUCGUUGAUGUGCGCGCUGUUGCUCGGAACGUUCAAGGGGGAGGACGAGACGACGCAGUUGACGUUCGCGGGCGACGGACCGCUGGGGAGACUCGUGGCGGUGAGCACGCACGACGGUAAGGCGAAGGGGAUGGUGACGAAUCCGAAAGCGGAUCCGCCGUUGAGAUCGGAUGGAAAAUUGAACGUCGGUGCGGCGGUGGGGAAAGGGGUGCUCACGGUGAGCAGGGCGCAUCCGUCGAUGAAGGCGCCGUUCAGCGGAAGCGUCGCGAUUCGUACGGGGGAAAUCGCCGAGGACGUCGCUGGGUAUUUAUCCGAGAGCGAACAAGUUGGUGCUGCGAUCGCGGUGGGGGUGUCGAUCAAUCGUGAGUGUGAGGUUAUCGCCGCCGGUGGAUUCAUGGUGCAAAUCCUGCCCUUUGCGAGCGAUGAGACGAUCGAGGCGCUCGAGCGCACGAUUCCGGCCCUGCCGUCGAGCACGGAACUCGUGUCAGAGGGGCUGACCGCGGAGCAGAUCGCGCAGAGAGUUUUGGGUGAACUCGGGGAGAACCGCGAAUUAGUAACUCGGAUGACGCCAGAGUACGGCCCGUGCGAACCCAACGAUCUGCGCGAGCGAAUGCUUCGCGCGGUGGCGUCCCUGGGCAAGGAGGAGGUCGACAAGAUUCUCGCCGAGGAUGGCCAGGUAGAGAUCACGUGCGAGUUUUGCAAGACCACGACGGUGCUCAAGGAAGACGAACUCACGCUGGCGCAAACCGAGGUAGAGAUGAAGUAG
Messenger RNA from Ostreococcus tauri, 1023 nucleotides. Its product is annotated as Heat shock protein Hsp33, N-terminal. The record is from RefSeq and is a predicted model, not a curated record. The transcript has a single exon. Gene Ontology annotation, cellular component: cytoplasm. Lineage: Eukaryota; Viridiplantae; Chlorophyta; Mamiellophyceae; Mamiellales; Bathycoccaceae. Gene Ontology annotation, molecular function: protein folding chaperone. Gene Ontology annotation, biological process: protein refolding. The coding region runs from base 1 to 1023 and encodes 340 amino acids.